Messenger RNA from Callithrix jacchus (white-tufted-ear marmoset), 2228 nucleotides. RefSeq lists its product as uncharacterized. The record is from RefSeq and is a predicted model, not a curated record. Lineage: Eukaryota; Metazoa; Chordata; Mammalia; Primates; Cebidae.
GUCGCAGAGCGACAGAGGUUGGAAAAGUUUAAAGAAGGCAUUGGCCAAUGGAAAGUUCAACACAUGUGAGACUCCGAAUGAUUCCUCAACUGCUGUCCCCCACUUGUGACAAAAAGUCUCUCGGCUGCAGCCAGGCAGGGCACAGGAAGGGUUCGGCUGCCCGAGAGUCCAGCUGUCUGCUUGAACGUCAGUCCCGGCCCAGGGCUGAGGGGUCAGCGGAGAGCGCCCCGCCGCGGCUGAGACGCCGAGCUGGGGUUCUGGACCCCGGGGCGCCGCCUGGGACUGCUUCGGGGCUGGAGAUUCCCUGGGGCCGCCCGCCACCCCGCACGGCGGCGCCCCGGGUCCCCAUCGCGCCUGGGAAGGGCCCGGGGGAGCGGCUCCGCCCGGGCCUGGAAACCGGGUCAACGCGGCUAGGGCCCAGGGCCGCCUGCGGUCCCCUGCAGGCGCCGGGAAGGGGCCAAGCGCCCGGGGCCGGGGAGGGUCAGGAUCGGCUUCCGACGGCCGCCUCCCGGCCCGCAGGGGAUAAGAAGGCGCGGGAGGAGAGCGUGCGCAGGCUACAGCCCUCCGGGAAGCCGCGCCGGGCGCCGGCACUACCCAGGGCGAGAGCGGCGCAGAGCGUGGCCACGGCUUGGAGGCGAGCGGCGGAAGGAAGGCUCCGCGGAUUGCGGGCGAGUCGCACCUGGAGCCGGCGCAGCCGUGACUACCGAGGAGUAGGCGGAGGAGACGGCGGCUGUUCCAGAGGAGGGAGUCGUCAUAACCGGCUACUGCCGCUCACCGGAAACCUUCGGCGCUGGAGCUGGGCCAGGGGGCGCCAAGGAGCAGCUGGGACACCUUGGCCAGCCGGCGCCAGGGGAGGGAUCGGGUCCCGCAGAGGCAGGACCGGGGCGACACCUCGGAGGGUCAGGGCGCGGGGAGUGGCCUCCACCCGGCAAGCGCGGCUGGGAGGGGUUCAGAGUGGGGGAACCUUCUGCUCUUCCUGGCGCUCUCCAGCGAAGGUUCGCGCGAGUCCGCCAGCUCCCUCACUAGGGCCGGAAAGACCCGCGGCGCCGGCCGAAGCCGGACCCCCAGCUCCAGCGCCGCAGCUCGCGCCUCCUGAAGCGAGAGGCAGAAGUUGCUGCCCUAACUUCCAAAUUUGAGAACUGAACAUAGUUCGCCGAAUACACUUUGUGGUGCUGAGGAUACUUUGGAGUCUACACACAUUUUAAAAGCGGUAUAGUUUACACAUCUGUAAACUCAUCAAGUUCAAAUGCUACUCUGUGGAGUUUAAUUUUUGGGUUUUGUUAAUUUAGAACAUUUUAAUUAUUACUGCUUUGUAAUUAUUUGAACUCCCAUCCCCCAUUGUCUUCUCCUCUAAGCACCCUCAGUCCUAGUAUUCCAUCUAGAGCACAGUAGAGUUGAUCAUUAAAUAGUGACUAAAGUUGAACUGAUUAUAUGAAGGCGAUACCUUCAAAACAAACAUGCUGACCUGAUGCUCAAAUGCAUCAGGUCGGCAGAAGUAAAUAAUAUGAUCAUAAGGAAACAAGUUUGUUUCCAAAGGCUUACAUGCUUUUUAAGUAAUUUUUUAAAAGUAAUGUUGUUUAAGAAUUGUUACAGGUUCCAUUAGUGACCUGCUAGAUUAGGAACAUUAUCUGAAAUUUUCGUCAAAUAAUAACAGCAAAAACAUAUAUGGUAUUUGACCUGUGCCAAACAUUGUUCUAAAGCACUUUACGGUAUUUUUUUUUUUUAAUAAAAAAGAAUUUGCCUCUAAGGGAACUGUCAGAGGCAUGUGAACCAGAGCAACCCCAUCUUAAAUAGGAGCUGGGUAAAAUGAGGCUGAAACCUACUGGGCUGCAUUCCCAGACGGUUAAGGCAUUCUAAGUCACUGGAUGAGACAGGAGAUUGGCACAAGAUACAGGUCAUAAAGACCUUGCUGAUAAAACAGGUCGCAGUAAAGCAGCCAGCCAAAACCCGCCAAAACCAAGAUGGCCAUGAAAGUGACCUCUGGAAGUCCUUACUAUUACACUCCCAUCAGCCCCAUGACAGUUUACGAAUGCCAUGGCGACAUCAGAAAGUUACUUUAUAUGGUCUAAAAAGGGAAGGCAUAAAUAAUCCAUCCCUUGUUUAGCAUAUCAUCAAGAAAGAAUCCUAAAAAUGGGCAGCCAGCAGCCCUUGGGGCUGCUUUGUCUAUGGAGUAGCCAUUCUUUUAUUCCUUUACUUUCUUAAUAAACUUGCUUUCACUUUGCACUGCA